AUGGUCUUUCAAUUGAUGGCAACGCAUCCAUCGACUGCGAGAAUGGCUUUGCAAUGGCAGAGAGCCAAUUUGUUUCAAACAUGGACGAAAAACAGCUCAAGGAAUUCAACAACUCGAUACUAUGAACUUCUUGCUGUAUGGAAGAGAAACUAUGCACGGAUGUACGCUCGUCGGGUGCUGGAGAUAGCAGCGGCAUCCGCUGCAUCCUAUCGCCUCAAGACACAGAUGGAGGCAGCGAUCGAACAACCUUCUGAGUGGGUGGACUGGCAAAAGAAAGAUUGGGAAGAGACCGCUAUGGCAACGCUUGGAAAGACCAAACUUUCCCGCUUCUGGAUGGCAUCGCGACGAUUGAUAAAUCUUGCCUUGUUGUCCAGUCCUCUGUUGGUGUUGAUGCCCCUUUCCCAUGUCAGUACUACUGCAAAGGAUGUUACCUGGAGGUAUGCCCUCUGGGGAAUCGAACAGGCCGGCCCUACUUGGAUCAAACUAGUGCAAUGGGCAUCAACAAGACACGAUUUGUUUUCACCUGAAUUCUGCGUCUACUUCGGAAAGCUUCGUGAUGAAACCGAAGGACACUCUUGGAAAGAAACAAAGCGAAUAUUGGAGGAAGAGUUUGGAGCAGCCCAAGACGUGAUAGAAAUGGAAACGACUCCUAUUGGUAGUGGUUGUAUUGCACAGGUUUAUCGUGGCCGAUUGAAGAAGCCCACCGCCUUGUAUCCUGCCAACACAAAGAUUGCCAUCAAAGUGCAGCAUCCAGGCAUCUGGACUAAAGUGUGUGUAGAUUUUUACUUGCUUCACAAGGUAACAAGUUUUCUGGAGGGUAUCCCAAGGCUCAGUCUACAAUAUCUCAGCUUGGGCGAUACCAUUCGCCAAUUCCGAAACAGCAUGUUGCCGCAGUUGGACCUCACCCUCGAGGCUUCUCAUCUGACAAGGUUCAACAAGAACUUUGCUAAUGAUGAACAAGUGGGCUUUCCUGAACCAGUCAACGAUCUAACGUCGCGCCAUGUACUAGUCGAAACUUUUUGCGAAGGAACGCCUAUCAUGGAGUACACAAAGCCGGGAACACCAAAGCAAGAACGAGAACAACUUGCGAUGCUUGGCCUGAAGACCACUUUGAAAAUGAUUUUUUUGCAUGAUUUUGUCCACGGUGAUCUCCACCCAGGCAACAUUCUGGUAACUGGCAAGUACCCGAAGCUAAAGAUGCAAUUGCUAGAUUGUGGAUUGGUUUUGGAAAUGGGUCCAGAGCAGCAUGUGAACUUGGUAAAGAUUUUGGGAGCCUUUACACGCAAAAAUGGGAAACUAGCUGGGGAACUACUGGUAGAUUUGAAAUCCGAUUCUCAAGCAGGACCGAAGGAAAUGGAUGUUUUCAUUCGCGGAAUGGUGGAAAUUUGCAAAAUGGAUGAUGAUUCAAACUUUAUCGAAAAGGUUGGAGACUAUAUUGCGGACAUUUGUUACUUGGCUUGCUCAAACAGAGUAAAGCUUGAAGGAGCGUUUGUCAACGCUUCGUUGGCUGUUGAAAUCAUGGAGGGUCUAGCUAGUGCUCUUUAUCCUGAUAUGCGUGUUCAACAAGUGGCCUUGCCUCUAAUUGUACAAGCUGAAGUGAUGCAUCGAUUGGGAAUGCACUAG
Messenger RNA from Cylindrotheca closterium, 1623 nucleotides. The record is from the annotation of a GenBank genome assembly. Lineage: Eukaryota; Bacillariophyta; Bacillariophyceae; Bacillariales; Bacillariaceae.